Messenger RNA from Cottoperca gobio, 1374 nucleotides. Its product is annotated as dual specificity protein kinase CLK4-like. Gene Ontology annotation, cellular component: nucleus. The record is from RefSeq and is a predicted model, not a curated record. The transcript is spliced from 12 exons. Lineage: Eukaryota; Metazoa; Chordata; Actinopteri; Perciformes; Bovichtidae. Gene Ontology annotation, molecular function: ATP binding; protein tyrosine kinase activity; protein serine/threonine kinase activity. Gene Ontology annotation, biological process: peptidyl-tyrosine phosphorylation; regulation of RNA splicing. Bases 1 to 1254 code for a protein of 417 amino acids.
AUGGGCAAGAAGGACAGCAAACAUGGGUCUUGGAGAGACGAUGACGACCCCAAAUCAGACGCUGACAGAAAGACGGGAAGCUUCAAGCAGCGCUCGCUCUGCAGCUCCACAGAAGACUCGCCUGACGACAACUCCAGUCUCCAGCUGGAAUCUGCUUUACUUGGUGAGACCGCGAAUGAUGACGAAGUGAAGACGAGUCACGAGGGAAAGAGCCGUGAAGAAGAUGAAGAGGGUCACCUAGACUAUCAUAUCGGUCUCGUGAUGAAAGCAAGAUAUGAGGUGGUAUUUACACUGGGAGCAGGAUCCUUUGCAAAAGUGGUGGAGUGUAUUGAUAGAGACAAGGAGGAGCAUGUGGCCGUGAAGAUUUUGAGGAGCACUGAGUGUUUCCGUGAAGUAGCGAAGUCUGAGAUCGCAGUGCUGGAGGAGAUCAACAGCCUGGACGAUGACAACACAUUUGCCUGUGUGAGGAUGCUGGACUGGUUCGAUCACGAAGGUCACAUCUGCAUCGUGUUCGAGCUGCUCGGCCUCAGCACCUUCGAGUUCCUCCGGCAGAACGAGUUCCUGCCGUUCAACGUGGAGCAGAUCAGACACAUGGCCUUCCAGAUCUUCAGAGCCGUCUACUUCCUGCAUCGCAACAAGCUGACGCACACCGACCUGAAGCCGGAAAACAUCCUGUUUGUCUGCUCCGACUACGACCUGCAGCACAACGACAAGACGAAGUGUGACGAGAGGACACUGAAGAGUCUGGAUGUGAAGGUGGUGGAUUUUGGUACGGCCACAUUUGACCACGAACACCAUGAAUCCCUGGUGUCAACACGCCACUAUCGAGCUCCAGAGGUCAUACUGGAUCUGGGCUGGAACCAGUCGUGUGACGUUUGGAGUCUGGGCUGUGUUCUCAUGGAGUUUUACCUGGGAUGCACAAUCUUCCCGACUCAUGACAGUAAAGAACAUCUGGCCAUGAUGGAGAAAAUCCUGGGACCGAUUCCCCCCCACCUGCUGAAACAGACAAGAAAGCAGCAUUACGUGCACGACGAGCGUCUGAACUGGGACGAGCGCAGCUCCUCUCACGAUUACGUCAGGAAACACCUUAAACCUCUGAAGAAGUACAUGAACAGGAAGAGCGAGGAGGAGGUGCAGCUGUUGGACCUGCUCGGCUGUAUGCUGGAGUACGACGUGUACCGUCGGAUCACGCUGGAGGAGGCGCUGUGGCACCCGUUCUUCAGCCCGCUGAGGACUCAGAAGCAGCGGAGCUAACACACACACACACACACACACACACACACACACACAUUAAAUAUAUUCCUCAGGCUGUAGUUUAAGUGUUUGGGUUUGUAGUUCUGAUGUGAAGUUUGAUUUACAGUCAGAACAUUUCCA